AUGGCAGAAGAGGCAGCGCAAGCAGCGCCAGCAGUGCCCAAGGUGACUGCACCAGCACUGGCUUCCAGGUUGGCGAGUUCCGGCUUGAGCUUGCCCAAGGCGCCGGGCAGUCCCAGCAAGCUGCAGCUCCCUGGCUCCAGUCCCGGUGCCUCGCCUUCGCCAUCCCGUGUGUCCACGAGCUCCUGGAAAGGGCUUCGUGGCUCUGUCCUCUUGGGAGCGGGCUUUGGACGGACGAGCUUUUUUGCCGAGAAGCAAGCACUGGUGCUGUGUUUCGGAGAAGCCUGGACCAAGGUGGGCUUAUCCGGCGAGAGCCGCCCCCGUGCCAUUUUCCGCAGCACGGAGCUCCAGAGGAAGCAGAGGCUAGGACCCGACGUGGACGCCACGCUGUCGCUGGAGGAGUGGGUCAAAGUCUUGAGUGACUUGCUGAACAGGAUCUUCUUUCAGCACCUUCACCUCAGCCCCAAAGACCGACGCAUCGUGGUCUGCGACGCGGUCUUUUCUUCCCGGCCCUUUAGGUCUGCUUUGGCGACAGUCCUCUUCAAGGUCUUCUCGGUGCACUCGCUGUGCUUCGUGUUGGAGAACGUGCUACCUCUGUACUUGACGGGCUUGCAUACGGGCCUGGUGAUCGACCUGGGCUACAGCUCCUCUCGCGUGUUGCCCACCUUCGCUGGGGUCCCCGUGCUCUCCGCCUUCAGCGACGCCUCCUGUGGCGCCAAGCACCUUCUUCAGGCACUGAAGGUCUCCUUGUCCACGAGCGAAGAGGCCGCCAAGGCCCUGGAGGACGAAACGCUCCUGGAAGAUUGCUUAGUUUGUGCCUGCUACGUGGCGUGUGACUUUCCAGAGGAUGGUGAAUAUCCGGCCAGAUCCCUGAAAACGGACAAAGAUGCCGAGGUGCGGAUCGCGGGCUCCGAGAAAGGCUUGCGGGUCCCGGCCGCCUGCCGGUGCGCUGCCACGGAACUCUUCUUUGAAGCUCCAGACACUCCGCCAGUGACGCCCCUUUGCGCUUGCGAGACGGUGCCAGAGGCCUUCGUCCGAGCCUUGCAGCGGAGCCCGGUGGAUCUGCGGGCGCCGCUCGUGCAGAACGUGGUGCUCUGCGGAGGCUGCGCCACGCUGCCGGGUUUGCUCCCGCGCUUGGCGCAGGAGCUGCAGAAGGCUUUGCGGCAAGAGCAGGCCUUAUCCGCUUUGGCCACGAAGCUGCGCUUUACGCCGGUGGACUUCGCGCCAGUCUGCGCCGCUUGGACGGGAGGCGCCAUCUUCGGGGCCUUGGAAGGCUUGCCGGACUAUAGUGCCGAGGACUUCAACAAGGGAGAACCUUUGCCCGAUUGGAUGCGCAGUGGCUUCGUUUAG
Messenger RNA from Durusdinium trenchii, 1347 nucleotides. The record is from the annotation of a GenBank genome assembly. NCBI's taxonomy places the organism in Eukaryota, Dinophyceae, Suessiales, Symbiodiniaceae.